AUGAGCGGGCUCGAACCACUGCUGUGGGAGUGCAUCCGACUGCUAUCGGCGUACAUGCCACCAUCGGGCAUGAUCCUCGACGCGGGAGCCAACGACGGAUCGAGCACUGCGAUGCUGGCUCGUGAGUUUCGGCGGCACACGGUCGUGGGCGUAGAGCCCACACGUGUGAAUGUGAAGCGCGCUCUCGAGCUGACCGCCGGGCUUCAAAACGCAGUCAUUCUACGGGGAGUGCUGUCCGAGAGCAGCGGCGCGCUCUCGUAUCCGCUCGGCCGCGAGUUUCGCGCCGGCGUGCUCUCUCAAGUGACUGGGUCGGACCUGCAGCCAACGUUCGGACGCAGGCGUAACAACAUCACGGCACAUUCCGUGGACAGUCUGCUGCUCGAGCGCGGGCAAGCGCUGGCGUUCGCCCACUUUGAUGCAGAGGGCCACGAGCUGAGCAUCCUUCGCGGUAUGCAGCGCACCCUUUCGCAGACUCGCCCCUUGUUCACGGCGGAGGCCUUCCCUAGUGAUAAACCUAGCGAGAGGCGCGCCUUCCGGCAGCUGAAGCUCUUCAUUCACAGCUUCAACUACACGAUGCACGAGGUGCGCGAGACCUGCGGAAACAAGGGCUGCCGCAACUUCCUCUGCGUACCGGCAGAGCUUGCACGUGUUGGAGGAGUGCUCUUUACCGGGGGCGAUGGUCUCGCGAGAUCGUGGAGCUCCGCUGUGUCGUGUGUCGACUAA
Molecule: messenger RNA, 723 nt
Organism: Emiliania huxleyi CCMP1516
Lineage: Eukaryota; Haptophyta; Isochrysidales; Noelaerhabdaceae
Exons: 3
Coding region: 1-723 (240 amino acids)
Source: RefSeq, a predicted model, not a curated record